This is a messenger RNA of Rubroshorea leprosula, 845 nucleotides long. Lineage: Eukaryota; Viridiplantae; Streptophyta; Magnoliopsida; Malvales; Dipterocarpaceae. The record is from the annotation of a GenBank genome assembly.
GGUUUCCCUCCCCAGCUAAACCUAAAUAUUUCCCUCUCCCAAAUCUAGUUCAACUCCAACCUUCGCCAAAAUUCAUUUCCCUUUUCUCUCUUCUCUUUCCUAUCCUUUCCCUUUCUCCUUCUCAGUGUUCAUGCCAUCAUCGUCCGAUCGAAAGGGCCAACCGACGUUCUCUUUGUGGGACAGUUCUCCAAUAGCACAAAUCUGACAUUCGAUCCAAAAAAUUUGGUUAACCUUGACGACUUUUCGACUUGAUCCAGCACUGGGGACCUUGGAUCCAUGUUUCAGACUUCGAUCGACCCUUCGGUGGAGCUGACUAGUGUGUGCCUGGAGGACAGAUUCGAUGUUGGCGGUUCUGGAUCUCCGAUGCUCGAUUUGGCGGGCCUCUUUCUCCGGCGCAACCACUGAACUUCUCAUUCCUUGUGCUUCAAAAUCUGAUGUUUGAAUGUCUAAAAGAGAGCAGCAUUGUUUUUCUGGAUAUCAUGUUUGGCAUAUUUAUUAACUAUAUCAGGAUAAAGCGAGCAUCUCCAAAGAUCAGAAAUGGUAACUCAAUGGAGGAAUCACUUAUUUAUGUUGAGACUAAUAUAGAAGAAAAUAAUCAAAGUGACCAUGCUGCACCUAAUUCAUUUGCUAAGGCUGGGGCAUAGUUGAUUUUCUCUUUCUAUGAAAGAUUCAUGCAAAAGUUUGUUCAUCUCCUUUUCACUUUAAUUUUGUUAUGCAUUUAUCAAGUUUCCAUUUGCUUUUCAAUCUUUAGAUGAUUAUGAAUUUCAAGUUCUUAAUGUAUUAGCCUAUAGGAUUUUGAGGUUAUGUAACUGAUGCAAAAGAUAGAAUUAAUUUUAACAUCUAUU